AUGAGUGGUGAAGGGUACGAAGCAAUUGUCGAUGGCUUACUUGCUCGAAGGGGGUUGCUGUAUACCCGUCUACAGGUGAAGAACCAAAUAGGCGUACUCAAGAGCACCCACUCAUUCUGGCGCUACUUGCAAACGCACACAGGGUUGGGGAGGAAACCAGAUGGAACAAUUGAUGCAGAGUCUGAGUUCUGGACAACACACACAGAGAAAAAACAAUACCUAAAGAGGCUGCAAUGGGGUCCUCCAGGAAACGAGGAGUUGCUUGAUGAACUAUUUAGAGGGUUCACUGUCGAUGGAAGCACAGCCUUUGUGCCUAGAGAUGAUUAUGGUCAGAAUCAGGAGCAAGAUGUAGGGGCAGAAGAGGAAGAGGAGGAGUUUCAAACAACACCUACAAGUAGAAGCAGCCAGAGGAGUCAAAGGGGAAAGAGGUCAUUAAGCAGCAAUUCAAGCACUUUGACCAGUCCAGUGAAGAAGAGCAAGAGCCCAAUGGUGAAGAUUGUGAAGGACAUAGCCAGUACCUUCAAAGACUCUGUCAAAGUCAACACUACUCAAAUACAGAAACGUGCAAGUGACAAGGCAGCAUGUUCUGUAGAGAGAUGUCAGGAGCUGGCAUUUGAGUGUGGCGUUGAGGAAACCGUUGACUCUGUCUAUGCUAUGUCCAAGAUGUUCGAAACAGAGUACCAAAGGCAGUUCUUCUGUGGCAAAUUAACUCCUCAGCUUAGGUUGGGUUACUUCAAGAAAUGGUGUAGGGACAACAAUCUGAGCUUAGGAGGUGUUGAGUAG
Miscanthus lutarioriparius is the source of this 783-nucleotide messenger RNA. NCBI's taxonomy places the organism in Eukaryota, Viridiplantae, Streptophyta, Magnoliopsida, Poales, Poaceae. The record is from the annotation of a GenBank genome assembly.